Molecule: messenger RNA, 1610 nt
Organism: Salarias fasciatus (jewelled blenny)
Lineage: Eukaryota; Metazoa; Chordata; Actinopteri; Blenniiformes; Blenniidae
Product: cyclin-dependent kinase inhibitor 1C-like
Exons: 3
Coding region: 241-882 (213 amino acids)
Biological process (GO): negative regulation of cyclin-dependent protein serine/threonine kinase activity; negative regulation of mitotic cell cycle
Cellular component (GO): nucleus
Molecular function (GO): cyclin-dependent protein serine/threonine kinase inhibitor activity
Source: RefSeq, a predicted model, not a curated record
CUGCUCUGACUUACGACUUGUGGCGACGGUAUAUACCCAGAGACUCACCAUGAAAGGUACAUUUAAACAGAACCGUGAGCAGCGGAGAGACGUGCGCGUGAGGAGAGGAGGCUCGCAAACACUUUAGGCACAAUAACAACAACAACACCUGAGAGACGCACCGGGGAUAAAAGAAACCCACCGUCUGAUUUUUUGUUUGUGGUUUUUUUUGGGGAGAUUUCCUCGGAGAAGGUUUUGGAGAUGUCUCACGUCCAGUUAUCGAGCAGCGCGCUGGAGCGGCUGGUGGCCAGGAGGACCUUCCCUCUCCACAGACGCACCAGCGUCUGCCGCAACCUCUUCGGACCGGUGGACCACGACGAGCUGAACAGGGAGAUGAAAGCCAAGAUGCGGGAGAUUUCCGAGCGAGACCAGCAGAGAUGGAACUUUAAUUUCGAGGCCAACACCCCGCUGGAUGGGGAUUACGAAUGGGAAGAGGUGCCGGUGGAUAAGAGCCCGGCGUUUUAUCACGACUCUCUGGAGAACGGCAGGAGCCGCGUGCCCGCGGCACCCGUCAAGCAGCGGCCCUCCUCGGACCCCGCCGUGGCGGAGACCCCCAGCAUGGAUGUACUGGAGCGCCUGGCCGUGCCCGAGAGCAGCAGCACUCCCUGCCCGGUGGAGAUCAACCAGGAGAACCGCACAGACAAACUCAACUCAGGGAAGCACAGGCAGGUCCCGUGUGUGAGACGCAAGAGGACGGCCACUACUGACAACAACACACACAUCACAGACUUCUUCGUGAAACGAAAGAGGGGUGCUGAUAUAAAAACGAACGAAAUGAGCUCUUGCCAUCUCUCCAAGUCUCCGAUUCCUGUGGAACAAACUCCACGAAAGAGGAUUCGUUGAAGGUGGUUUUUGCACUAUUUGCCUGCGCAUUUUUAAAGGAACUCGGAGGGAAAUCGCUUUGAUUUCCGCGGACUGCUGGAGAAGAGGAGUGGGGACAACAGAAACAAAAACCAGGAGACGGUGUGAGGAGGACACAAAAGAAGUCCCACCGGCUCCGUGCGCCGUCCCGGCGGCCGGCGGAGCGCAGCCUCAACACCGGAGCAGACUCUCAGGACUGAACGGUUUGGGGAGGGGAGGAAGCAGAGGAAACUUUCGCCGAAUGACUUCUAUCCAGUACAAAUGUAGCAUUCAUUGUUGCUUUUGCAUACAGCCACUCGACAGUGUUAAAUGUUUUAACAUCUGUGCAAUCCUAAACUUCUUUAAAAGAAUCGUCUACACUGGCCAAAAGUGUACAGCUUUAUAGAGACAAUAGCUUAUAAAUGUUUAUUUCUGUUUUUUUUCUCUGUAAAUUUAUAUUUUUAAGUUUAUUCUAACUUAUAAUUUAUUUAUGUUUCUUUAUAUUUGUUAAAUGCCUUGUUGAUUUAGCCAAAGGGCAUAUUUUAUUUUAUUUGUAUUAUAUUAUUUACAUUUUGUAUUGUGAUGUUUUGCAAUCAUGUAGCUUCCACAUAGUAGUCCACACUUGAAAAUAGUUUUGUUUCGUGUCUCUGAGCCGUUUUUUUUCUGUGUUUUCAUACAAGUGCCCUAAUGUCUUGCAAAAGAUGGGAAUAAAAUAUCUUUCACUUAAAUUU